Messenger RNA from Lineus longissimus, 4450 nucleotides. RefSeq lists its product as uncharacterized. The transcript has 20 exons. Lineage: Eukaryota; Metazoa; Nemertea; Pilidiophora; Heteronemertea; Lineidae. The record is from RefSeq and is a predicted model, not a curated record. The coding region runs from base 126 to 4154 and encodes 1342 amino acids.
UCUGACAGAUUGUCAAAAAAUCUCGAAUUCGUUUUUCCAAUGUUGGAGAUAUUUGAGUGAUUGUUGAUCAGAGCUGCAACUAAAACAAGGAUCUUUAGGAUUUUUUAUUUUCAUGUGAUGACAAGAUGGCCAGUUUGACUGGAUACGAUGUUAUUAUAAGUUUUCUUGUUGUCUUUUUUGGACAAUUUUUCUUCUCACUGGCCCAGGUCCCCCAAUGGGAUAACCUUGCGCGGUUCAAACCCACGGGCUCUUACCCGACGGCUUGGAAGAAGGGUGCCGAGACCUACUACUCUUACUGGGCUGUUGACGGGGACAGGGAGCAUGACGACGCCCAUCGUAGGAGUUGUUUCGUCACCACCUCCUCAGAGUACGGGUACGCGUACUUCUGGGUCGAUCUUGGCGCGCAACAUGACAUAAGGGAGGUCAUUAUCGCCAACAGAAAGCAGCAACCCGCUAAGACUUUGAACAAACAGUUAGGAGGAGUUGACCUGCUGAAGAACUUUCAAAUCCUCGUAACGGAUAAGCUAACAACAGACGCGAAAUAUCAGGGCCAAUUCCUCUCCGCGCACAAUUUCUCCGUGUGUUCCGUCCAAGGGGAGCAACCCUUCCGGGCGUCAGAGGUGAAGCAAUUCCCGUGUGAGGCGAAGUGUCGGGGUCGGUAUCUGGUCAUAUUCAAGACGGCACCCAAGGAUGAGCAGUUCCCGCUCUGCGAGGUUGAGGUCUACGACCAGAAUAGUUACACCAACGUAGCCCUGAAUAAACCAAGCACCAUGUACAGUCAUUACAAAGGUCACAAGACUUUCGGGUUUGAUGUUUCCCGAAAGGCAAACGACGGCCAGCAUGGUUAUUUGGACUCGGACGGAACCUGUAUCCAUUCUUCCAACGCCGGUAACAUCCAGACAGAAUACUGGAUGGUGGACCUGCUCAAGUCGCAGAGAGUGAGGAGAAUCGUCACCGUCAAUAGAGGCGAUCGGGGAACAGGCGGCUAUUUCCGAAAGUUCAAAUAUGCCAUUCUGAAAGAUGUGCAUCCCUGGCUCCUGGACAUGAAUGAUUACUUUGUUUGCUACCAUCGGACGACCUACCUCCGGGACGCUGAAAUCAUCGAGGCGAACUGUCCGUAUGAAGCUGUGGGGCGGUACGUCAUGCUGUAUAAGUACGACGCUGCAAGCAACGCCUUAUUGAUGUGUGAGAUGGAAGUGUAUGGAGCACCAGUUGUUGAUGAGAACAUUGCCUUGAAUAAGCCGACUGAAAUGAGCGGAGAGAUUGGUCGCAGUGUGAAGACGUCAGGUAAAGCAGUGGAUGGGAUAAUGGCAAGGAAGUGGGGCGCGGGCUCCUGUAUUCGGACGCCAGGGACCGACACCACCGAAUGGUGGGCAGUCGACCUCCUCGAUCUCUACAAGAUACGUAACGUGGUUGUGGUCAACAGAGGCGAAGAGGCAACAUGUAUUCAGUUCAUGGGUACCAGCGUCUAUAUAAUGAAAGUGAAAGACUCCCAGCUCUCCGCGUCCUCAGAGCUUCAAAAUUGGAAGAAAGAAAGAGGAAGGCUGUACAACAAUGAGAUGGUAUAUAGAUAUGAUGCUUGGUGUCCAAAGACUAAGGCUUCAACAGAAUAUUACCAAGUCGAUUUCAUCAAUACUGUGCUUUUGACAGGCUUUACAAUUCAAGGUGGUUAUUACACUUUCGUGUACGAGGUCUACGUCGCAUACAGCGAAGAUGGAAAAACUUUCAAGUAUAUAAUGGAUGCAAGCGGAAAGAACAAAUUGGUUAUGCCUGGUGCCCCCAAUCAUUUCUUCUAUAUGAGAACAGUGUGGUUCCCAAAGGCACUCUUGGCGAAGAAGAUCCGAAUCCACCCAGUGGCCCUCAAGUUCGUCAGGUGGCCAUGCCUUAGGGUGGACUUCCAUGGCUGUUAUAAUACUGAAAACAACUUCAAGAAUGUGAAGAUUAAGACAGUAAAGUCGAUGGCGGAGUACCACACGAAAUCCUCCAAGGUACAGACCUGCCAUGACCAGACUGAGCCUUUCCCGCCAGGGUACAUGCGACCCCUCGAGUGUAAGGAUAGACCACUCGGCCGUUACGUAAUCGUCGAGAAGACUGCCCCAAAGCAGAAACUUGAGAUGUGCGAGUUUGAAGUUUACGGAGAUCGUUUUGAUGGAAACCUGGCCUAUCGCAAGACAACCAAGCAAAGUUCCACCUACUGGAAAUGGGACUCCAAACUUGCUGUUGACGGUAAUCGGGCCUCUAACAUGACGCGAUACCAGUCCUGCUCGCAGACGCUGAGCAAGCCGCAGUCCACGUGCACGGCAAGUGGCUCAAACUGGUGGAUGGUGGAUAUGGAGGAGAGUUAUGAGAUCGGCAGGGUUGUUGUGGUCUCAAACGCUGGAUGCUGCGGUAACUGCCUCCAGAAGUUCCAAAUCCUCCUCACUGAUACCUUCGACGAUAAAAACCUCACCAGCAGCACUUAUAAAACCUGCCAUUUCUACGAGGGGAAGUUAGAGGCGGCACAGGUCAAGACCGUCUACUGCAACCCCGAUGCUAGAGGACGCUACCUGGUGAUCUUCGCACCCGCCAGUUAUCAGCUGACCCUUUGUGAAGUUGAGGUAUUCGAAAGGUUUCAAUUUGGCGACAACUUGGCUCUUGGCAAGCCUACCGACCAGAGCAGCAACAAGGACCUGAGCCUGGGACAUUCCCUCUUGGCCGUGGACGGUCGCCGUUUGACUGACUACAAGCUAGGGUCGUGCACGAUGACCGGAGGGAAGACCGACGACGCUUGGUGGCAUGUUGAUCUACAAGAUGAGUACAGGAUACGAAAGCUUGUCAUUGUGAACCGGGGCGACGCACUAUCCGAGAGACUCCGAAACUUUAAAGUGGCUAUCACGAAAAUCCACAGACCUUUCGAACUGAGCAAAGUGCCGUCAGAGCUCUGCCACUCCCAAUCUGCACCUCUGGCGGCUAGUGAGGUCAAGGUCAUCUACUGCACAAACCGACCAAUCGGAAGACACAUUACAAUUAUCAAGUCACAGGCGGUUGGAGAACCACUGACAUUAUGCGAGGUUGAGGUCUACGGGACGCCUAAAGAAAACAACUUGGCCUGGAAGAAGCCAACCUCCACGAGCAGUGACCUAGCGGCUGCGACUCACCAAAAGUCUGCGGACGGUAAAGCCUCUCCGUACUACUUUGAUGGGACUUGCUCGACUACGCUGAAAAACCUCCUCGUUCAGUGGUGGAGGGUUGACCUUGGCAAGGUGUACGAUGUUGAAAGGGUUCUCAUUACAAACAGGGUGGAUUGUUGUGCACACUACCUACGUUCCUACCGAGUGAAACUAUUCGACGUCUGGAAUCCGUUCUUCCCUCUCCACAACCCUCACCGGCUCUGCAGCGACCGACGCGACAUCAAGCAUACCGGGGGAGAUAUCAUACAACUGAAGUGCAACCGUGAGACCAGGGGGCGUUACCUGUCCGUUUGGAAGACAGACACCCUGGGAGAACCCUUGGUACUUUGUGAAGUCGAGGUGUACGGGAAUGAGAGGAUGCCUUCUGCUUCCACCAACCUCGCCCUCGGUAAACCAACGCAACAAAAUGCACUGGUAAAGCAUGCUGUUGGGACAUCUGCAGUCGUGGUUGAUGGCAAAUCCGAUCUUGAUAAUCCCAGCGCGUGCACCAAGACGCCUGGAAUCCAGACGACGGAAUGGGUGAUGGUUGACCUUGCCAAGGUCACCAAUGUCACGAAAGUUGACAUGUUAAUGGGACACGGAUGCUGUGACAAAAAACAAACGUUGACAGCGGCGCUUAUGGAUACUUUCGACCCGGAAGAACUCAAUAAGAUCUCUUCGAACGCCUACGUCACAUCCUCCUCUCCUUCACCGACUUCGGCGACGACCGGGUCUUCAAUGGUUGACAUCUGCGGGUCGUACGAAGGGACCAUUUCGCAAGGGCAGUGGUUGACUAUUUGGUGUACCCCGGGGGUUAUGGGGAGAUAUCUGUACAUCCUGAAAAAUCCGGCCAAGAAAGAACCACUAAACCUGUGUGAGGUCAGGGCGUUUUCAGACCCUCCGCCUCCAACCACAUCAAGAAAGAAGAGAGAUUUGGGCGGGAUUCGUUUGCCGUCGUUCCUAGCCAACGCGGAUGGCAUGGCCGACUUCAUGACUAUCAAUUAACAACAAUAACAACAAGGAGUCACAUGACUGCGAGCCAAUAGGAUCUCUUCAAGUCAUCUUUCAUGUCUUUGGCACUAGACUUUGUACAUUUUUGUGGUAAAUAAAACAAAUAUUCCGAAGCUUUUGGGAACCUCGGCUUUCCAAGGCAGCAACACGGCACGCAUUUUAUCUGAAGAUGAUGUAUUAUAUAUUCCGAUAUUUGUUUUCUGUGCGAUUGCUUAUAUAACCUGUGAGUGUGACAAGAUAGGCUACUGUGUGUACAAUGAACGAUUGUGAAAUAAACUGAUUGAAAAUCA